Messenger RNA from Striga hermonthica, 2169 nucleotides. The record is from the annotation of a GenBank genome assembly. Lineage: Eukaryota; Viridiplantae; Streptophyta; Magnoliopsida; Lamiales; Orobanchaceae.
AUGACGACGGAGAUUGGUGAAACGACGGGCGAGCGUCGGGUGCCGGAGAUUGAAAAGGCAAAGAGCGGCCGACGGAGGGCGGGCGAGAGACGAGACGAGAGUGAAAGCCCAGCAAAUCAAUCUGUCCAGAAAUCGAAUCGAAUCGAACCGAACCGAAUACAUUUGUUUAGCACGAUUUUUCAAUUUCGACUAGAUUUUAUCGAGCCUUAUAACAAAGUUUUUCUCGGAGGAUCUGCUGAAUUUUUGCGAACCGGCGCUCGUAUGGAGUCCGAGGAUGAUAUGCACGACGCCAACGAGGUAGCGUCAGUGGAAGAAGAGGAUGACUAUUAUAGCGGCGGCGAAGAAGAGGAUAUGGAUGCGGAGGGAGAUGAUGAGGAAGAUUACGGCUACAGCUAUGACUAUGCUAAUGAGGAAGACGACGAUACCGGAGAUUACGACUUUGUAGCCAAUUACUCAGACGACGACGAUGAUGUUCUCCAUAGUCGGUCACAGAGCUAUACCAUCUUAAAGGAAGAAGAUAUACAGCAACGUCAAGAAGAAGACAUUACCAAAAUUUCUACUGUCCUUUCAAUUCCAAGGGCAGCCGCAUGCAUACUAUUGCAACGUUAUAACUGGAGUGUGAAUAAUGUUCAUGAGGAAUGGUUUGCUAACGAAGAAGCCGUUCGUAAAGCUGUUGGUUUAUUGGAGAAACCACUUGUCAAGUAUCAAAAUUUUACUGAAGUUGCCUGUGGAAUCUGUUUUGAGAACUACUCUUGCAAUAGUCUUCGUUCAGCUGCAUGUGUUCAUCUUUUCUGUGAUGUAUGCUGGAAAGCUUACAUUAGCACAUCCAUCAACGAUGGCCCUGGAUGCUUGACUCUGAGGUGUCCUGAUCCAUCCUGUGGUGCUGCUAUUGGCCAAGAUAUGAUUAAUAAGUUGGCAUGUGAUGAAGAUAAAGAAAAGUAUAAACGCUAUCUUCUUAGGUCGUAUGUUGAGGACAGCCGCAAGGUUAAGUGGUGUCCUGCUCCUGGUUGUGAUUCUGCUGUGGAAUAUGUUGUUGGCAGUGGAAGCUAUGAUGUCUCUUGCAGUUGCUCAUAUAGCUUCUGUUGGAAUUGCACUGAGGAAGCUCAUCGGCCAGUGGACUGCGAAACUGUGACAAAGUGGAUUUUGAAAAACAGUGCAGAGUCAGAAAACAUGAAUUGGAUAUUGGCCAACUCCAAGCCUUGUCCAAAGUGCAAGCGUCCGAUAGAGAAGAAUCAAGGCUGCAUGCACAUGACUUGCACACCACCCUGCAAGUUUGAAUUUUGCUGGCUAUGUCUUGGUGCAUGGUCAGACCACGGUGAGAGGACAGGAGGGUUCUAUGCAUGCAACCGUUAUGAAGCAGCAAAACAAGAGGGAGUGUAUGAUGAAGCUGAGAGGAGGAGAGAGAUGGCCAAAAACUCUUUGGAAAGAUACACUCAUUAUUAUGAGCGCUGGGCUUCCAACCAAUCGUCAAGGCAAAAAGCUCUAGCAGAUCUGCAUCAGAUGCAAAGCAUACAUCUUGAGAAGCUUAGUGAAGUACAAUCACAACCGGAGUCACAAUUGAAAUUCAUUAUAGAAGCCUGGCAACAGAUAGUUGAGUGUAGGAGAGUGCUCAAAUGGACUUAUGCAUAUGGGUACUAUCUACAUGAGCAUGAAGAUACUAAAAAGAAAUUCUUCGAGUAUUUGCAAGGUGAGGCGGAAGCGGGUCUCGAGAGGCUUCAUCAGUGUGCAGAGAAAGAGCUAAUGAAUUACCUCAAUGCUGAUGGGCCAUCAAAAGAUUUUAAUGAUUUCCGUACAAAGCUUGCUGGUCUAACCAGCGUGACCCGAAACUACUUUGAGAACUUGGUGAAAGCACUGGAGAAUGGUCUUUCAGAUGUAUCCCAGGCAGCAAGUAAUAGUUCCAAAAACGGGGCCGGGACUAGCAAGAGUAAAGGCACAAGGGGGAAAGGAUCUUCAAGAUCUGCCACAUCAGGUAGAAAUGCAGAUGAUUCGGUUAAUUGGACUUGCGAUCAGUGUACCUUUGUGAAUGUACCAUCUGCAAGCACUUGUCAUCCGGUCGACAGGCAAUCGCGGCCGACUGUAGGCGGCCGGUAUUCAGAGGUGGCCGCACCUUCGGUCGGCCACAACCGCCUGAUAGUGCGGCUUUGCCGGCCGACUGCCGGCGAGUUUUGA